GCAUAUGAUUGGGAACGUUGCACCCACUGGAGGGCGGCUUAUGAUUUUUUCGAUAAAAAAAAUCCCAGCUGUCCAAACGAUCCAAGUAUUGAACCAUGUUUGGAACCAGUUUUUUCAUUUCAUGAAGCUGAAAUUGUUUCACGAUUACGUGUUGGAUAUCUUGGUUAUCGAACAGAAACAAUGAAUAAGCUCGCAGAAACAUCGUCGGACCACAAUUCUGAAGUCAAAGAAGUGCUUGACGAUUUGGGAUGGGACAUGAACUAUGAUCUUACGCAUCCAGGUGCAACAAUUAUUGGCUGUUCUCUUAUUGGAAAUAGUAAUCAUACCAGCUCUAUCAACGUUAUUAUUGAUGGCGAUAUGGUGUCUCAAUUUUUACGUUUGUCUCGACAUGAACAGCUUAAAAUUAUUGAGCACAACCCGGAAUUAAUUAAGGCUGGAUCAACUUUUAUUCUUGGGGAUAAAUUUGAGUCGUAUGAAUAUGAGAAACAAAUUAGAGAUACUUUAGAAUAUCAUGAGGAUAUGGAUGAUCAACCCAUGACUCCAGAGAAUGAAGAUGACGAUAUAUAUAUGGAGGACGAGCAUGAUUCUGAUGAUUCUUUAGAGAUGAUCGGAGAAACGAAAUUUUAUAGAGACAAUGUUAGACCGGUCUCUGUAGAAGAAAUAGCGGAGGCCUUGCAACUUGUAUUGUUAGAAUUAAAUAUGCAUGUUUCAUGA
This is a messenger RNA of Racocetra fulgida, 714 nucleotides long. The record is from the annotation of a GenBank genome assembly. Lineage: Eukaryota; Fungi; Glomeromycota; Glomeromycetes; Diversisporales; Gigasporaceae.